AUGGCUGAUAAACCAUCGCCAACGCAAGAACCUACAGAUGACAAUUUCCCGUUAUAUCGCACAGCACGUAUUCAUGAUAAUGAUGAGAUACCGGCAUAUGCGCGGGAAAUUUUAUCUUCGCAGACUCUUUCAGCGUUGGAAGAAUUUUUAAAAGAGAGAAAGCAAGCAGAGGAAAAUCUUGAGCGGCUUCGUGAACAGAAGGAAAGUGGUGUGGACGACGUGUUAGAGAAGAGAGAUAGGCGGUUAGACGAAUUGGACGUUAUAGGCGAGGACUGGCAAGUAGGUCGGGAAGGUGGUCUGAGCCAAUUCUGGUAUGACGAGAAUACUAUAAACACUAUCGUCGAAGAAGUUAUAGACAACACCCCUUCAGGGGGAAGAAUUGCAUGUAUAAGUACGCCAACCGUAUUUAUUGGAUUAAAGCGCAAAUGCCCAUCCCAAUCCCUUUACCUCUUUGAAUAUGAUACGCGGUUUUCCAUGUAUGGUACAGAUUUCAUCCAUUACGACUACAACAAUCCGCAAGAAUUCAGGGACAAACUUUUUCUUCGCGGUACUGUAGAUUACAUCGUAGUCGACCCGCCUUUUUUGAGUGUUGAAUGUUUGGCGCAGACAAUGUUGACCGUGGACUUGUUGAAAAAGGAGAAUGGAUGUAAGAUAAUGGUUUGUACUGGUGCGACAAUGAGUGAUAUUGUGUAUAGAUUGUCUCAAGCUCGCAGGACUGUAUUCGAACCUAGGCACAGAGGGAAUCGAUUGAAAAAUGAGUUCCGGUGCCAUUUAAAUUAUGAGAGUGAAAAGUUACAUUGGGAUGAGAGUCAAACAUUUUACUAA
This is a messenger RNA of Paraglomus occultum, 825 nucleotides long. The record is from the annotation of a GenBank genome assembly. Lineage: Eukaryota; Fungi; Glomeromycota; Glomeromycetes; Paraglomerales; Paraglomeraceae.